AUGGCUUCAACAGACUCCGUUCCCCAAGCCAUGGAGGCUUUGACUAUUUCCAAGACCAAGGAGCUUAAGGGCACUGAGAAGCGUGACUCCUUGAUCGCUAUCGAAAAGAAGUACCAGCAGAAGUGGCAGGAGGAUGGCGUCUUCCAGCCCGAUGCUCCCUCGACAACCGAGAUCCCCCUCCACUCCAUCUCCGCCGCCGAAGUCCGAGAAAAACACCCCAAGUUCUUUGGAUGCAUGGCAUACCCCUACAUGAACGGCACCCUGCACGCCGGCCACUCGUUCUCCGUGAGCAAAGUCGAGUUCGCCGCUGGUGUCGCGCGGAUGCAGGGCAAGCGGGCCCUGUUUCCCAUGGGCUUCCACUGCACCGGUAUGCCCAUCAAGGCCUGCGCUGACAAGCUGGUCAACGAGAUCAAGAUGUUUGGCCAGAACUUUGAGGGAUACAACCCGGACGAGGAGGUUGCCGAGGAGAAGCCCGCUGUGAAGCAGACCAAGGAGGACCCCACCAAGUUCACCGCGAAGAAGGGUAAAGCUGCUGCCAAGACCGUCAAGAUGAAGUACCAGUUCCAGAUCAUGCAGGCCAUUGGAAUCCCGACCGAGGAAAUCCACCAAUUCGCCGAUUCCCAGCACUGGCUGAAGUACUUCCCUCCCCUGGCCAAGCGCGAUCUGACCAACUUUGGCUGCCGUAUCGAUUGGCGGCGAUCUUUCGUCACCACCGACGCCAACCCUUACUACGAUGCCUUCGUUCGAUGGCAGAUGAACCGCCUCAAGGAGCUGCAGAAGAUCAAGUUUGGCAAGCGAUACACCAUCUACUCGAUCAAGGAUGGCCAGCCUUGUAUGGACCACGACCGAGCUGAGGGCGAGGCCGUCAUGCCCCAAGAGUACACUGCCCUGAAGCUCAAGGUUCUCGAGUGGGCUCCCAAGGCGGCUGAGGCCGUCCAGGGCAAGACCCCCGAGGGCUCCAACUUCUUCCUCGUCCCCGCGACCCUGCGACCCGAGACCAUGUACGGACAGACGUGCUGUUUCGUUGGCCCCAAGAUCACCUAUGGUGUCUUCAAGGUGAACGACACCGACUACUACGUCAUCACUGACCGAGCUGCCCGCAACAUGGCUUACCAGGGCGUCUUCGCUACCGAGGGUGUCAUUGAGAAGGUUGCUGAGAUUGCCGGUACCGACAUUGUGGGCACCCUGAUCAACGCUCCCCUGUCUCUGCACACAGAGGGCGUGCGUGUCUUGCCCAUGGAGACCGUGCUGCCCACCAAGGGUACUGGCGUCGUUACUUCUGUACCCUCCGACAGCCCUGAUGAUUACGCAACUAUCACCGAUCUCGCCAAGAAGGCUGACUAUUACGGCAUCAAGAAGGAGUGGGCCGAGCUGGAGAUUUUCCCCAUUAUCCAGACUCCCUCGUAUGGCGACCUGUGCGCGCCGUUUCUGGUCAAGAAGCUCAAGAUCGCUUCUCCCAAGGACACCAAGCAGCUGGAGGAGGCCAAGGAGCUGGCUUACAAGGAAGGUUUCUACCAGGGUGUCUUGAAGGUCGGCGAAUUUAAGGGCGAGAAGGUCGAAGUUGCCAAGCCCAAGGUCCGACAGCAGAUGAUUGAUGCUGGGGACGCCUUUGCCUACUCGGAGCCCGAGCGCAAGGUUGUCAGCCGAUCUGGCGAUGACUGCAUCGUGUCCCUCAUGGACCAGUGGUACCUGGACUACGGUGAGGAGUCAUGGAAGCAGACUGCCCUGAAGUGGGUCGAGAACGCCGACGGAAAGGGUCUGGAGACCUACACCCCGGAGACCAAAAACGGCUUUGAGAGUGUCCUGAACUGGCUGAACCAGUGGGCUUGCGCUCGCAGCUUUGGUCUCGGUUCCAGACUGCCUUGGGACCCCCAGUUCCUGGUUGAGAGUCUGAGUGACUCAACCAUCUAUAUGGCCUACUACACGGUCGCCCAUUACCUCCACAAGGACUUAUUCGGCCGCACCAAGGGUGUUGGUAACAUUGGCCCUGAGCAGAUGACCGACGACGUGUGGGACUACAUUUUCUGCCGCCGCGACCUGAGCGACGACAUCAUCAAUGACUGCAAGAUCCCCAAGGAGACCUUGGAGAGCAUGCGACGUGAGUUCGAGUACUUCUAUCCCCUCGAUGUGCGAGUUUCCGGAAAGGACUUGAUCCCCAACCACUUGACGUUCUUCCUGUACGUCCACUUGGCCGUUUUCCCUCCGGAGUAUUGGCCCCGUAGCAUCCGAGCCAACGGCCACCUGAUGUUGAACGGCGAGAAGAUGAGCAAGAGUACCGGAAACUUCAUGACCCUGAACGACUUGACGUCCAAAUACGGUGCUGAUGCGUCCCGAAUCGCCCUGGCCGAUUCCGGCGAUGGUGUCAACGACGCCAACUUCGAGGAGGACGUUGCUGACAACAACAUCCUACGUCUGUUCAACCUGCGCGAGUGGUGCGAGGAGAUGGUGCGCGACCAGGACCAGCUUCGGGCUGGGGAGGCCAACCCGUUCCAGGACGCCCUUUUCAACAACGAGAUGAACGAGCAUGCUCAUGAGGCUAUCCAACAGUACGCCAACACCAACUACAAGCUGGCCCUCAAGGCUGGUCUGUAUGAGCUGACUAGCGCCCGUGACUUCUACCGCGAGGCCUGUGCUGCUGCCAACAUUAAGAUGCACAAGGACCUCGUCCUCCGCUACAUUGAGCUGCAGGCCCUGUUGCUGGCCGUCGUUGCUCCUCACUGGUCUGAGCACAUCUGGCUGGAGGUCCUGAAGAGGGAGGGCACUAUUCACAAUGCCCGGUUCCCGGAAAUCGGUCCCAUCGACGCUGGCCUUUCCGCCAAGCGAGAUUACGUCCGCAAUACUGCUUCUAACGUCAACUCGGCCGAAGGCCAGCAGCUGAAGAAGAAGGCCAAGGGCAAGGAGACGUCAUUCGACCCCAAGAAGCCCAAGAAGUUGACCAUCUUCAUGACGGACAAGUUCCCCGCAUGGCAGGCCAAGUAUAUUGACCUGCUCAAGGAGAUGUGGGACCCUGCGACCAACUCGGUCAACGAUAAGGAGCUGAAUGGCAAGAUUGGCAAGAUGGGGGAGAUGAAGAAGGCAAUGCCUUUCGUUCAAGGCCUAAAGAGACGCCUGCAGUCCGGCGAGCCCGCCAGCGUGGUCCUGGAGCAGAAGCUCGCUUUCGAUGAGAGGGAGACUCUCCUCCAGAUGGUGCCUGGUCUGACACGAACCGGCGGCCUGGUGGCUUGCGACACUCUGGCUGUCGAAGAGGGCGGCAAGAAGGCUGUGAACCUCGUGGAUGGCAAGGAAGUUGAGGUUUCGGCACCCAAUGCCGGCAACGCUGUGCCUGGUCAGCCCAAUUUCUUCUUUGAGAACGUGGAAGUUUAA
Ilyonectria robusta is the source of this 3363-nucleotide messenger RNA. RefSeq lists its product as uncharacterized. The coding region runs from base 1 to 3363 and encodes 1120 amino acids. NCBI's taxonomy places the organism in Eukaryota, Fungi, Ascomycota, Sordariomycetes, Hypocreales, Nectriaceae. The transcript has 2 exons. Gene Ontology annotation, molecular function: aminoacyl-tRNA deacylase activity; ATP binding; leucine-tRNA ligase activity. The record is from RefSeq and is a predicted model, not a curated record. Gene Ontology annotation, biological process: leucyl-tRNA aminoacylation.